Colias croceus (clouded yellow) is the source of this 3259-nucleotide messenger RNA. RefSeq lists its product as uncharacterized. The transcript has 13 exons. The record is from RefSeq and is a predicted model, not a curated record. Bases 186 to 2720 code for a protein of 844 amino acids. Gene Ontology annotation, cellular component: membrane. Lineage: Eukaryota; Metazoa; Arthropoda; Insecta; Lepidoptera; Pieridae.
CUCCGCAGUCGGGAGCACGGGACCCUCUUGGCCUCCCGCUGCCACCGAGCCACAUCGCAAUCCUUAAAUAAAUAAUCGUCACAGACGACAACCUUUCCGGCGAUCCAUGCGCCAGUCGAUAAGAUAUAGCUCGCGUACCAACACAGAAACGGAGUUAUGAAAAUGUGAAAACGUGUGCACUAGAUAUGGCUAAGUCGUGUGAUGACAUCUCCAAGAAGCACAGCGAGGACGGCACCAGCAUGGACGACGACAGCGAGAAGGAUCCCGGAUGCUUCCGGAGGCUCAUCCUCUCGUUGCGGAUUAAUCCCAACCUUAUUAUGUUGAAAGUGACUCUUUUUGUGAUGUAUGGCGCAACUGCAUCUCUUCUUCCGUAUCUGACUAUACAUAUGCAGAGUAUAGGUUUGACUGUGCCCGAAAUUUCUUUUGUGUAUUUAGCAUUACCGUUUACAACAUUUUUAAGCCCUCCAAUAACUGGAUUUUUAGUGGAUCGUUUCGGAGAAUAUAAGCCAGUCGUAAUAACGGCACUGAUUUUGAACGCAGCUUUUCAUCAUUCGCUGCUCUUGAUACCUCAUCAAGAAACUCCUGGAGUGAUGCCAUCCGCAUACGUAAUGAGGCAUCCGAUAAAAGAGACCGUUGAGAUUUGGUGGAGUCCGUGUCCAAGUAGAGAAUGUCCAGAUGAAGAUGAGCAAGUGGACUUUGUACUAGAUCGAUGUCUAGAUCACUGCAUGAUAACAGAGACAAGCCCGACCAGCGCACCGACAGAUGUUAAGAACGAAAUAGAUUUUCCAAUCGCCCACAAAAUUCAUCCACCGAACUUAUCCAACACCAGUUUCCUAAAUUCAACUGACGAUGAAGAAUACAACGAUGCAGCAUUUUUCCUCAUUGAAGUUCACGAUGACUUGGGAGAGCCGAAAGAACAACUUGGCAUCGAAAUGGAACGGGAUGACAAUGAUACUGUUACGGACUUUAGAUCAAGAUUUGGGGAAAAGCUGCUCCUUUCACAACGGGUCAACAUAACAGCUCUGGAUAAAGAAGAUUUGAGAUGCGGAGGUCUUGUGAUGUUACACAAUAUGACAAAGCUUUCUAAACAACGACUUGAAAAUCUUUCUGCUGAUUGUAUGGUACAAAAAUGUGAAUUCAGAAAAGGCGGUCCGGAUGUUUGCCCUCCCGACUAUAAGGAGAGCGAUGAUAAAACUUUCUACAUAUACUUUUUCUUGCGUUUUAUGGGCACGAUUAUGUUAUCUGCUGGGGUGACAAUAAUGGACCCAAUAGCUUUAACUAUGAUUCAGAAGUACGGUGGUGAUUUUGGCCGAGAAAGGUUAUUUUCUAGCAUUGGCAUGGCGAUAUUUUCACCUAUCACUGGUAUGCUUAUAGAUAUGAGGAGUAAACAAGUCGGUUAUACUGAUUAUUCGGCUGCAUUCUAUACGUAUGAUGUACUGCUAUUAAUAUCAGCAGUGACUGUUGCUGCAAUGCCCUUGGGAGCGAAAUUGCCUGCGGACAACUUGUUGCGCGAUCUCGUUAAUAUAAUCAAGAUGCCUCAUAUAAUCAUAUUUAUAUUUUUCCUGUUCGCUCUAGGAAACUUCUGGGGAUUCAUUGAGUCGUACUUGUUCUUAUAUCUAAAGGAAUUGGGGGCGCCUAACUUUUUGCUUGGUAUAACAGUGACGGUGGGUACACUGAGCAGCAUCCCGUUCCUGUACGGCGCGGACGCGAUCACCUCCCGGAUCGGUCACGUGAACGUCAUAGUUGUCGCGUUCUUUUCCCACGCCGCGAGACUGGUCGGCUACUCGUUUAUUGAAGAUUCCUGGUGGUGCUUUCCCUUCGAAGCCAUGGAGUCUCUGUCAGUACAUCUGAUGUGGGUUGCAGCAGCUACAUAUUGUGCGAUGUUGGCACCUAAGAGCUUACUGGCUACCCUUAUUGGUGUUCUUGGGAUGGCACAUUUCAGUCUUGGACGAGGCAGCGGAAGUUUUGGUGGUGGUCUACUCAUAGCGUCUCUGGGCACACGCGAAGCCUUUCGAUACAUGGGGUUGAUAGCUUUCCUGGGUGGUGUAUUGUAUGGACUGCUGCAUUACUUCUGGCUACGGCACAUUAAUAUGAAGGGGAUACCGGAUAUUUCAGAACCAGAUACAGAGAGUGGUGAAGGGGAUAAAUUAAAUGGCGAGCCACUUCGCAAGGACGCAGAAACCAUGAUAUCUUUGGAACGUCUGCACAUGAUCACCAGGUUCAACCCGCUGGGCUCGCUGCAUUCUUUGUCUAGAGGAUCUCGUGCUAGGCUUUCCCAAGGCGACAUAAACGAGUUAUGCAGAAGCAGAAGCGGCAGUAACAGCCAACGUCGUUGUAGUAACAUUGAGAUUUCUCCAAAAACCCCACAAGGGUCAGCUUCUAAAGUGGACCUUUUGAGAUCAGCGCUGGAAAUAACGCACCAACAGGCAAAGGGGCAUAUAUCGAAUCCGGUACUGUCGAAUCGGACUACACACCAUCCAUAUAAGCUAGCCAACAGCGCACCAAAGCUGACCCAACGUAACAACAUAUCUCAACCCGCUCUAGUCGAAUUCGAUUCCCGUCGUCGCGACUCAAUCCCUGAAGAGGUAGAAGAAGACAAACUUGUACCAUCAAAACAAUUAAAAACUAAAAGUGGGAACAUCCCUCCCCCUCCCACUUAUGAUGAAGCGACGAGAGAUAAGAGGAAAAGUUGGCACUCAGAUGAUAGUACUCCCACUUAGCGGUCGCUUUGAGGUGGUUAACACUAUAGAUAGAUUAACAGUUUAUUUAUAGUUAACAACGUUUAUAAAAAGGGUGAAGAAUAAGAGCCAGCGCGCACGAGCAACUUUGUCUCCGCAACUAUUUUGUCUCUCCCACCCAUGGGCUAGUAUGAAAGUGCGCGCACGUAGCGACGCAAUUCCCCAUAUAAUUGAUGGGAGAGACACAAUAGUUGCGCUAGCUGUAAACUACAAGUAGAAAUCCACCGUAGCCUUCGACGAAUGUCAAUUUAUCAUCUGUGUAUAACUUUUUUCACAUAACAUGCUAUAGAAAUUCAAAUGUAAUAGAUGUAAUAAUGUUUAUAAGUAUUGUACUUGGUUCAUUAAUAAAUUCACGAUUUUGUUAUUUAAAUAGACUCUCAUCAUUAUUAUGAUUGUUGAUAAUAGCUUCGAACCCUUAACAAAACAUAGUUGUAACCACCUUCUAGGUAUAGGAAGAUUAUUGUUAAGAAUAAUUUUAUUAAAUAUGUUAUCGUUGCUUUUAUUAAAAGACUUUUUAGAUA